GAAGCCCUAAAGACUACAGUGCCAUGACAGGGACACACCAGGGUCACGUGUUCUUCACCCUACAUCCCACAGCCUGAGGAGCUGACCAACAUUCUGGAGAUCUGUAAUGUCGUCUUCACCAGCAUGUUUGCCCUGGAGAUGAUCCUGAAGCUGGCUGCCUUUGGGCUCUUCGACUACCUGCGAAACCCUUACAACAUCUUUGACAGCAUCAUUGUCAUCAUCAGCAUCUGGGAAAUCGUGGGACAGGCGGACGGAGGCCUGUCGGUGCUGCGCACCUUCCGGCUGCUGCGGGUGCUGAAGCUGGUGCGCUUCAUGCCGGCGCUGCGGCGCCAGCUCGUGGUGCUCAUGAAGACCAUGGACAACGUGGCCACCUUCUGCAUGCUGCUCAUGCUCUUCAUCUUCAUCUUCAGCAUCCUUGGGAUGCAUAUCUUCGGCUGCAAAUUCAGCCUCCGCACGGACACAGGAGACACAGUCCCCGACAGGAAGAACUUUGACUCCUUACUGUGGGCCAUUGUCACAGUGUUCCAGAUCCUCACGCAGGAGGACUGGAACGUUGUCCUCUACAAUGGCAUGGCCUCCACCACUCCAUGGGCUUCCCUCUACUUUGUUGCCCUCAUGACCUUUGGCAAUUAUGUACUCUUCAAUCUCCUGGUGGCCAUCCUGGUAGAGGGCUUCCAGGCUGAGGGUGAUGCUAAUCGCUCCUACUCUGACGAGGACCAGAGUUCAUCCAACAUGGAGGAGUUUGACAAGCUGCCAGGGGGCCUGGACAGUAGCGGGGAUCUCAAGCUCUGCCCGAUACCUAUGACACCCAAUGGACAUCUGGACCCUAGCCUCCCCCUGGGUGGGCAUCUGUGUUCUGCUGGUGCCAUGGGCCCUGCCCCUCGCCUCUCACUGCAGCCAGACCCGGUACUGGUGGCCCUCGACUCCCGCAAAAGCAGUGUCAUGUCAUUGGGCAGGAUGAGCUACGACCAGCGUUCCUUGUCCAGCUCCCGGAGCUCCUACUAUGGGCCCUGGGGACGUAGCGGGACCUGGGCCAGCCGCCGCUCCAGCUGGAACAGCCUGAAGCACAAGCCACCCUCAGCUGAGCACGAGUCCCUGCUGUCGGGGGAGCAUGGUGGCAGCUGCGCCAGGGCCUGUGAGGGUGCCCGGGAGGAGGCGCCAUGCCGCACUGCACCCUUGCAUGCCCCACACGCCCACCAUGCUCACCAUGGACCCCACCUUGCACACCGUCACCGCCACCACCGCCGGACCCUGUCCCUCGAUACUAGAGACUCGGUAGACCUGGCAGAGCUGGUGCCCGUGGUGGGCGCUCACUCGCGGACUGUUUGGAGGGCAGCGGGCCAGGCUCCGGGGCAUGAGGAUUGCAAUGGCAGAAUGCCCAACAUCGCCAAGGAUGUCUUCACCAAGAUGGAUGACCGCCGCGACCGUGGGGAAGACGAGGAGGAGAUCGAUUACACCCUGUGUUUCCGGGUCCGCAAGAUGAUCGAUGUCUACAAGCCUGACUGGUGUGAAGUCCGUGAGGACUGGUCCGUCUACCUCUUCUCCCCUGAGAACAAGUUCCGGAUCCUCUGUCAGACCAUCAUAGCUCACAAGCUCUUUGACUACGUGGUCUUGGCCUUCAUCUUCCUCAACUGCAUCACCAUUGCCCUGGAGAGGCCUCAGAUUGAAGCCGGGAGCACUGAGCGCAUCUUCCUCACGGUGUCUAACUACAUCUUCACAGCCAUCUUCGUGGGCGAGAUGACACUGAAGGUGGUUUCUCUGGGCCUGUACUUUGGCGAGCAGGCGUACUUACGCAGCAGCUGGAAUGUACUGGAUGGCUUCCUGGUCUUUGUGUCCAUCAUUGAUAUCGUGGUAUCUGUGGCCUCCGCGGGGGGAGCCAAGAUUCUGGGAGUCCUCCGGGUCCUGCGACUCCUACGCACCUUACGUCCUUUGAGGGUCAUUAGCCGGGCCCCUGGCUUGAAGCUGGUGGUAGAGACGCUCAUCUCCUCCCUUAAACCCAUUGGCAACAUUGUGCUCAUCUGCUGUGCCUUCUUUAUCAUCUUCGGCAUCCUGGGGGUGCAGCUGUUCAAGGGAAAGUUCUACCACUGUCUGGGAGUGGAUACCCGCAACAUCACCAACAGAUCUGACUGCGUGGCUGCCAACUAUCGCUGGGUGCAUCACAAGUACAACUUUGACAACCUGGGCCAGGUGAGCGCUUCAGGGGUCACGGGCCCGGCUAGGGUCCUGCAUUGUUGCUACAGACCCUUUUCCCUUUCCAGGCAGGAGUUUCCCAUCCUGCAAA
Microtus ochrogaster (prairie vole) is the source of this 2281-nucleotide messenger RNA. It is a transcript of the gene Cacna1i, whose product is annotated as voltage-dependent T-type calcium channel subunit alpha-1I-like. Gene Ontology annotation, biological process: calcium ion import across plasma membrane. Lineage: Eukaryota; Metazoa; Chordata; Mammalia; Rodentia; Cricetidae. The transcript is spliced from 13 exons. Gene Ontology annotation, molecular function: high voltage-gated calcium channel activity. Gene Ontology annotation, cellular component: membrane; voltage-gated calcium channel complex. The annotation marks the transcript as partial. The record is from RefSeq and is a predicted model, not a curated record.